UCUGCCUCCCCAGUCGGCUUCCAGAAACCUUAACCUAAAUUUCUAGAUCUUUCUGCAGGUUGAGUCAGAUUUUUCAGGGAAUACGGUUGUUGCGUUACAGUCUCAAAGCCUUCAUUUUCAGUACAUUCAAUCUUAAUUUUCGUUGUAUAAAAUGGUUGACUACAGUAGAUGGAAGGAUAUUGAGAUUUCAGAUGAUGAAGAUGAAACUCAUCCCAACAUCGACACUCCUUCCCUUUUCCGAUGGAGACACCAAGCUCGUAUCGAGCGGAUGGAGGAACAGACAAAAGAGAAAGAAGAAUUCGACAGGAGAAGAGCUGAGCAUGAACGCAAAAUGAAAGAUGCACGUCAAAAACUCGAAGAUGCUAAACAAAAAGGCUUAGAUCUGAGUGAACUGUCGAAAGCUAUGAAGGACUUAGAGGAAGAAGAGAAAGAAAUCAAGAAAAAGGCUGAUGAACUGAAAUCUAAAGAGAAGAUUACGCCAUGGAAUGUGGAUACCAUCAGUAAGGAAGGAUUCAACAAAACAGUCGUUAAUAUUCCUCCUAAACGGAAAGAGGAUGAUGAACUAACAGAAGAAGAAAGGGAAAAGAAAAUGAAGGAAUUUGUCAAAAACCACGAAAAAGAACUCAAGCAGUAUGGAAUGUUCAAGCGCUAUGAUGAUUCAAAGCGUUUCCUCCAGGAGCAUAGCUACCUUGUUGGGGACAACACAGCCAAUUACCUUGUAAUUUGGUGCAUUAACUUGCAAAUGGAAGGGAAGGAACAGCUGAUGCAACACGUAGCUCACCAAUGCAUCUGUAUGCAGUACAUCCUUGAACUAGCCAAGCAGCUUGAUGUUGACCCUCGUGCAUGUGUUGCACAAUUUUUCUCAAGGAUUCAAGUUGCUGAUGCUGAGUACAAGACUGCAUUUGAUGAUGAACUUCGUGCUUUCAAAGAAAGAAUCAGGAAGCGAGCUGAUGAGAAACUCCAGGAGGCUAUCAAAGAGCAAGAGGAAGAGGAGAGGAAAGAGCGCCUAGGCCCAGGCGGUUUGGAUCCAGUCGAAGUCUUCGAAAGCCUUCCUGUUGAACUUCAAAAAUGCUUUGAAAGCCAAAACAUUCCUCUCCUUCAAGAAACCAUUUCCAAAAUGCCUGAGUCUGAAGCUGUGUACCACAUGAAGCGAUGUGUCGACUCUGGCCUCUGGGUCCCAGAAGCUAAUAAAAAUAAAGAUGAGGAGGGGGAGGAGGAGGAAAUAUAUGAUGAGCUUACUAAAGGAGAUGAAGCUGCUGCCGGCAGCAGUGGAGACAAGCCAACAUAGGAUUGAACAAUCAGAAAGCAGCCUCUACACACACCACCUGAGGUGUGGAGUAUUUGUACUUGAUUCAAAUUUUGUGUCUUCUAAUUGCUGGAAUUGUUUUAGGCACAUCCGUAUUUAAUUAACCAAUCUCUUUGAGUUGUUUUUGGCGUUAGGUCACAAAGUUGUGCUGAUUAGCUUCCCUAUUAAAUUUAUUCUCAGACCAUCAAUAAAGUUGCAUAAUUCAUUCUGUUUCUGUUGACUGAGUUUUUUGUUUCAUACAUUUUAAUUCAUGUUUCAUUAUAAUUUUCUCUGAUUGUGAUUAAUUUUUAGUAAUAAGCAUCUUGUUUCUAAGUACCAUCGUCUUUAUAUUUCUGUGAGAUUAAAGUUUGUGUGAAUCAA
Thrips palmi is the source of this 1666-nucleotide messenger RNA. RefSeq names its product hsp90 co-chaperone Cdc37 (gene Cdc37). NCBI's taxonomy places the organism in Eukaryota, Metazoa, Arthropoda, Insecta, Thysanoptera, Thripidae. Gene Ontology annotation, biological process: protein folding; protein stabilization. Bases 152 to 1288 code for a protein of 378 amino acids. The record is from RefSeq and is a predicted model, not a curated record. Gene Ontology annotation, molecular function: heat shock protein binding; protein-folding chaperone binding; protein kinase binding. The transcript has 7 exons. Gene Ontology annotation, cellular component: cytoplasm.